Molecule: messenger RNA, 1668 nt
Organism: Alternaria atra
Lineage: Eukaryota; Fungi; Ascomycota; Dothideomycetes; Pleosporales; Pleosporaceae
Exons: 4
Coding region: 1-1668 (555 amino acids)
Biological process (GO): secondary metabolic process
Molecular function (GO): CoA-ligase activity
Source: RefSeq, a predicted model, not a curated record
AUGCCCUCAGAGAGCCAGUACCCUAGUUUGCCAAUUCCAGAUGUGGAUCUGUGGGCGUUUCUCUUCGAAAGGAAAGAUAGGCCGUAUGCGGAUGACAAAGUAAUCUACUUUGACCCGUACACCAAGCGUUCUUACACUUACACUCAAGUUCGAGAUGCUGCCAUAAACUUCGGCAAAGGGCUGAAGUCACUCUGGGACUGGCAGAAAGGCGAUGUUCUCGCCUUGUACACACCCAACUGUAUCGACACACCUGCGAUAACAUGGGGUUGUCACUGGGCAGGAGGUGUUCUCUCUCCAGCAAACCCGAACUACACAGUUGAGGAACUUGCAUUCCAACUCAAGGAUUCUGGUGCAAAGGCGCUGGUAACCCAACUGCCUUACAUCAAGAAUGCGCAAGAGGCUGCGAAGCAAGUUGGGAUUCCUCUUGAUCGCGUCAUCGUGAUGGGCGAUCAGAAGGACCCGUCUUACAAAGUGAAGCACUUCACUAGUAUCGUCAAUACGGCUGGAACCUCUAGAUGGCGGAGAACAAAGGCCAGCAACCCAUCAGAGGAUCUGGCGUUUCUGGUGUAUUCCAGUGGAACUACAGGUCAUCCGAAGGGUGUAAUGUUGACCCACCGGAACAUCGUCGCCAACACCAUGAUGAUCAAAGCUGGAGAGGCUGGUAAACUGCAGCCAACUGGCGGACCAACUGGCGAAGGUGACAAACUGCUGGCUUUUCUGCCUUUCUUUCACAUCUACGGCCUCACUUGCCUAAUUCACCAGAGCUUGUAUUCUGGGCUCCAACUUGUUGUAAUGCCGAAGUUUGAUCUGGAGGACUUCUGCAAGUUCAUUCAGGAGCUCAAGAUUACGUUUGCUUACGUAGUACCGCCAAUCGUUCUACUGCUCAGCAAGCAUCCUUUGGUAUCGAAUUACGACCUGAGCUCAAUCAGGAUGAUGAACUCCGGCGCGGCGCCUUUGACGAGAGAGCUCGUAGAGGCAGUCUACGGCAGGUUGAAAAUACCGGUUAAACAAGGAUACGGUUUGUCAGAAACUAGCCCGACAACGCAUACCCAACCAUGGGAAGACUGGAACAAGACCAUCGGAUCCGUAGGAAAGCUUCUGCCCUACCAGACGGCAAAGUACAUGUCUCCUGAAGAGAAAGAGAUGGCAGUCGGCGAGGUUGGCGAACUAUGGAUCAAGGGUCCGAAUGUUUUCAAGGGCUACCUCAACAAUCCUGAGGGAACUGCUCAUGCGAAGACAGCUGACGGUUACUUUAAGACAGGCGAUGUCGGGUAUCAAGAUAAAGACGGAAACUUCUUCAUCACCGACCGCGUGAAGGAACUCAUCAAGUACAAGGGAUUCCAGGUGCCACCUGCGGAGUUGGAGGGUAUCUUGGUCUCGCACCCAAAAAUCAACGACGUAGCCGUGAUCGGAGUCUACUCGAAAGAUGAUGCCUCUGAACUACCGCGCGCCUACGUCGUACCCAAGGAUGGGCUCGGCAAGACCGAUGAAGACGCGAAGGAAAUCAUAGACUGGUUGAGCGCAAAGGUCGCACACCACAAGAGACUACGUGGUGGAGUGAGAUGGGUUGAUGAGAUACCCAAGUCUGUGAGCGGUAAGAUCCUCAGACGGAUGCUUAAGGUGAAGGCGCAAGAAGAGGAGGACGCCAAGACCAAGGCGAAGUUGUAG